Molecule: messenger RNA, 2082 nt
Organism: Charadrius vociferus (killdeer)
Lineage: Eukaryota; Metazoa; Chordata; Aves; Charadriiformes; Charadriidae
Gene: ABLIM3
Product: actin binding LIM protein family, member 3
Exons: 23
Coding region: 1-2031 (676 amino acids)
Biological process (GO): cytoskeleton organization; lamellipodium assembly; cilium assembly
Cellular component (GO): actin cytoskeleton; stress fiber
Molecular function (GO): actin filament binding
Source: RefSeq, a predicted model, not a curated record
AUGGUGUUGGCCAACCUGGAGCUCCUGCGAGCAGCCCGUGCACUGGCAGUUCCCUAUCAGCAAAACCCCUACACCCCUGCGAGCAGCUCCACCGUCAUCCAGUGCUACCGCUGCGGGGACACCUGCAAGGGAGAGGUGGUGCGCGUCCAGAGCAAUCACUUCCACAUCCGCUGCUUCACCUGCCAAGUGUGUGGCUGUGACCUGGCCCAGUCGGGCUUCUUCUUUAAGAACCAGGAGUACAUCUGCACCCACGACUACCAGCAGCUUUACGGGACCCGCUGCGACAGCUGCGGGGACUUCAUCACCGGAGAGGUCAUCUCUGCCCUGGGGAGGACCUACCACCCCAAGUGCUUUGUCUGCAGCACCUGCAGGAAGCCAUUCCCCAUCGGAGACAAGGUCACCUUCAGCGGGAAGGACUGUGUUUGCCAAAACUGCUCCCACUCUCUCAUCAGCACCAAACCCAUCAAGAUCCACGGGCCCAGCCGUCAUCGCUGGUUUCGGAAACUCCCUUGGCCUGUUUGUGACCUGGGCGGGCGCCGCCACCCCGGCAGGGAUGGCGUCCCGUACUGUGAAUCCGACUACCAUGCCCAGUUCGGCAUCAAGUGUGAGACCUGUGACCGGUACAUCAGCGGCAGGGUCCUGGAGGCAGGAGGGAAGCACUACCACCCCACCUGUGCCAGAUGUGUCCGCUGCCACCAGAUGUUCACGGAAGGAGAGGAGAUGUACCUGACAGGCUCCGAAGUGUGGCACCCCAUCUGCAAGCAGGCAGCCAGAGCAGAGAAGAAGCUAAAGCACAGAAGGACGUCAGAAACCUCCAUCUCGCCCCCUGGUUCCAGCAUCGGCUCCCCGAACCGCGUCAUCUGCGCUAAAGUGGAUAAUGAGAUCCUUAAUUACAAAGACCUGGCAGCUCUUCCCAAGAUUAAAGCCAUCUAUGAAGUGCAGCGUCCUGACCUCAUUUCCUACGAGCCCUAUCACAGAUAUACAUCGGAUGAGACGCUGGAGAGAUAUAGCUAUGGGGAGUCCCUGGGGACCCUCUCCCCGUACUCGCAGGACAUCUAUGAGAGCUUUGACACCCGGCAGAGGCGAGCCUCCAGCCCUGGCUACAUCGACUCCCCCACCUACAGCCGCCAGGGCAUGUCCCCCACCAUCCCGAGGUCCCCCCAUCAUUUCUACCGCUCAGGCACCGAGAGCGGGCGCAGCUCCCCCUACUAUAGCCAGUUAGAUGUGAGGUCCUCUACUCCAACCUCAUACCAAGCACCCAAGCAUUUCCACAUCCCAGCUGCCGGCGAGAGUAACAUCUACCGGAAACCCCCCAUCUAUAAGCGACACGACAACCCCUCUGCAGCCACGAAAAGCAAAACCAGCGAAGACAUCGCACAGUCAUCCAAGUACAGCCCUGCCUACUCCCCGGACCCAUACUACCACUCCGAGUCGGAGUACUGGUCCUUCCAAGGCUCCCCCAAAGCCCCCCGGGCCCGGAGGUUCUCAUCAGGAGGUGAAGAGGAUGGGUACGACCGGGGCAUGCACAAGAUCCAGAGCGGCAUCGGCAGGCUGAUCCUGAGGGAGGAGAUGAAGGCUCGGUCCAACUCCUAUGCAGACCCCUGGACGCCCCCGCGCAGCUCGGCCAGCAGCAGAGAGGCCCUGCACAUGGCUGGCUACGAGGGCUCCCUCAACGGCUCUCCCCGGACGCACUACCUGGCCGACAGCGAUCCCCUCAUUUCGAAGUCGGCCUCCCUCCCUGCCUACAGGAGGAACGGGCUGCACAGGCCUCCCAGUGCCGAGCUUUUCCACUACGACAGCACGAACGCCGUCAACUGGGGGAUGCGAGAGUACAAGAUAUACCCCUACGAGCUGCUCCUGGUGAAGACGAGGGGGAGGAACCAGCUGCCCAAAGAUGUGGACAGGACUCGGUUAGAGCGCCAUCUCUCCCAGGAGGAGUUCUACCAGAUCUUCGGUAUGACCAUCGCCGAGUUCGACCGCCUGGCCCUGUGGAAGAGGAACGAGCUGAAGAAGCAGGCCCGGCUGUUUUAAAUGCAGUGCACUAUAAAUAUAUACAUACCUAUAAAUAUAUACAUAGAAAGA